AUGACUUCUACGAAUGAUGAAGAAAAAACGACACUUCAUUCGUUGGGCAAUCGAACGGUUGUUCGAGUCGGCAACAAUCUCGUCGUGAAAUCGGGCAGAAUCCGUCCCCACGAAGCCUCAACACUUCGUUUUAUUGCAGCAAAAACGAAAAUCCCUGUGCCUAAAGUUCAUGAUGUCCAUUGGGAAGAUGACAAAAUCGUGGCUAUCGUGAUGGACUAUAUGCCUGGCCAGCGACUGGAUGAUGCAUGGGAGACCUUAAACCCCGACCAGAAACUUUCUAUUGCUUCGGAGCUCAAAGGCUAUAUGGAUCAACUUCGCGAGUUGAAGGGUGACUAUAUCGGAGCCAUCGAUCGUGGCAAAGCUGUGAUUGGACAAAUCGCAUCAAUCGAAGGCGGCCCUUUUGAUUCUGAGCAACAAUUCAACGAGUUUAUCCUAGGAGACAUCGUGAAAUCAGCCCCAGAUAUACUGCGACACUACGCCAAGUUUGCGCUCAUGGAGAACCAUGAGAUUGUUUUUACUCAUGCCGAUUUCGCCCCGCGUAACAUUCUUGUCGAAGGGGGUCGGGUCACGGCUAUCCUUGACUGGGAAUAUGCUGGUUGGUAUCCGGAAUACUGGGAGCAUAUCCAGGCGCUUCGACAAGUGAAGCCGAUGCCCGACUGGCCAGAAUAUCAGUCACUCAUUCUUCCCCCUCGGUAUGAGAGGGAAUAUAUCGGCAUGUCUUUCCUAUCUCGUCUCUUACGCCACUAG
Penicillium brevicompactum is the source of this 747-nucleotide messenger RNA. RefSeq names its product aminoglycoside phosphotransferase family protein. Lineage: Eukaryota; Fungi; Ascomycota; Eurotiomycetes; Eurotiales; Aspergillaceae. The transcript has a single exon. The record is from RefSeq and is a predicted model, not a curated record. The coding region runs from base 1 to 747 and encodes 248 amino acids.